Molecule: messenger RNA, 2604 nt
Organism: Debaryomyces tyrocola
Lineage: Eukaryota; Fungi; Ascomycota; Pichiomycetes; Serinales; Debaryomycetaceae
Source: the annotation of a GenBank genome assembly
AUGAGUCAAAAAGGGUUCAAGAACUUGGAAGAUGUCAAGGAUGACGUUUCCACACUAGUUGAUGACAAUCAAGAUGCUGAUGUUCCCGCUACUGUAAUGUAUAUGCCUGAUGAGGGAACGUUUGGUAAUGAUUCGACUACAUUAUUUGAAGGGCAAGGUGGGCUGUCUUCAGGUACGCUAUUCAACAAUAAAAAGAGACAAGGAUUAAAUGCGUCUAUUCAACAACUUAAUUAUAAUGAAAAUAAGAUUGCUUUAGAUAGGACGAUAAAUCAAACUGUUGAAUUGUUGUAUGAGUUAUCAAAUGAAAAUAAGGAACGUCCUAUAUUUUAUCCCACCGAUACUGAAGAUGAUUCAAGUAUAUUAUUGAAUUCUCCUAGGGCACAUUUAGCUCUUGUUAGAAAUAAUCUGACUACAUCUGCAAAGACUUUAAGUAAGGCUAAAAUACCUACUAAUUUUGAAGAUGAAAAAGUACCAGACUUCAAAGUUUUGAAAUUAAACGUUAAAAUGGGUCAUAAUAAUCAAAACAAUGAUAAUUUGGUUAAAAAUUUAGACAAGACUUCUCUUGCCACCUUGCUAGAACAAAAAUUGCACCAGCAAGUUAAAUAUUUGCUCAAUUUAAAGGAUAGGGUUGACGAUACUUCAUCGAAGGUUUUUGUUACCGGUGAUUUAAACGCUGGUAAAUCCACAUUUUGUAAUGCCUUAUUGAGAAGGAAAAUCUUACCGGAAGAUCAACAACCAUGUACUUCAGUUUUUUGUGAAGUAAUUGAUGCAACAAAGGAAAAUAAGGGGGUUGAAGAAGUUCAUGCAGUUUGUAUUGGACGUGAUUACAACAUUAGGGAUGAAUCAUCUUAUGAAUUACAUGCUCUAAACGAGUUAGAAGAUUUAGUUUAUGAAUGUGAUAAAUAUAAACUAUUAAAGGUUUAUGUUUUAGACCAUCGUUCAUUAACCGAAAGUUUGUUACAUAAUGGUGUUAUUGAUAUUAAGUUAAUUGAUGCUCCUGGUUUGAAUAUGGACCUGUAUCAAACUACCCAAGUGUUCUCAAGACAAGAAGAGAUUGAUUUAGUUGUGUUUGUGGUUAAUUCAGAGAACCAUUUCACUUUAUCAGCGAAGGAAUUUAUUGCAGCAGCCGCAGCGGAGAAGAGAUAUGUUUUUAUUGUGGUUAACAAGUUUGAUAAUAUUAAUGAUAAAAAUAAGUGUAUGUCUAAAAUUUUGGAGCAAAUUAAAAGUUUAUCACCCGAUACUUAUAAGAAUGCAAAAGAAUUUGUUCAUUUUGUCAGUUCUUCAGAGGCAUUGAAUAAUUUCCCAGAUGGUGGAGAUGGAGAUGGAGGGGAUGGAGAUGACGACAACAAAAAUAAUAAAGACAAUCCAGACUUUGAUAAUCUAGAAGCUUCAUUGAGAAAGUUUAUAUUGGACAAAAGGGCAAUCUCUAAGCUAUUGCCAGCCAAAAGUUACUUAAUAAAUUUGCUAAAUGAUUUGCAGUCCUUGUCAAAAAUAAACGAAAGAAUAUAUGUUCAAGAAAAGAAAGACAAGAUAAUUGAGUUGAAUAAUCAGAUUGCCCCUAAAUAUGAAGAAAUUUUACGGCUGAGUGUUAAAAUUAAUGAUUCCAUUAAUAACUUAGUAGAAAGAACUUGCACAGAGAUUUAUAAUUAUACGAAGAACGAAAUUUUGACGACCGUCAAUGAAUUUGGUGACAAUCAAGUUGUUCCAUACGAAGGAUUACAAUACAUAUAUGAAUAUGCCAUGGAAACACAGAGAGUGAUGAUUGAAACAAUACUUUCAGCAGUUAGUAAUAGUGAAAGUCAAGCAAAGAAUAUUACUAGUACAAAAGUGGAGGAAAUAAUCAAAUUCGGGAAGACAACUUUGGGGGAUGAAUUUUUGCAUGAUAAGGUUUUCAAACCCGAUUUGAUGUUUACUAGAAGACGUGAUACGAUUAAGAAAAAUUUAAAUGAUCUGAUUGAAGUUAGUGAUUUUUUUGAUCCAUCCUGGGAGUCCUGCUUAAUGUGGUUAGGAAUACCAAAAGAAUUUGUGUCAAACACUAGACUGCAAUUAAGUUUUUACAAAUCAUCGAAUUUAAUAUCCAAUUUACCUUCUGCUAUGUCAUUGAAGAAUCAAUUACCCACGCAACUAACAUUACAUACAUUAUAUUCUUCAACGAAGUUAUUAACAACAGGUGCUUUAAUUCGUAAAUUAUAUUCUGUAUCCCAUUUAAUCAAACCUUCGCUUUUGAAAAAAUUUGCUGGACCUAUAUUAUUGGGUAUUACUGGUUUUACUGUUUAUUACCUAGUAAAUGAUAUUCCUAAUGCUUUUCCAAGAAAACAAGCUCGGAAGAUAAAAAAGCAAAUUUUUGAUAUGGACUAUCCUCAUAUCAAUGCCGAUAGAGUAUCAAAAGAAUGUAGACAAGUUCUUAAUUAUCCAUCUAGACAAGUUAUGAAUAAUUUUCAAACUAGUAUUGACAAAAGAUUAGGCGAGAAGGAAACAUUGGAAAAGUGUAUUAAGGAUGCUGAACUAAGCUCCGGGUAUUUUGAGAAGUUAUUAGGUAAGAUCGAUUACCAAAAGCAGCUUGUUGAUGAGAUAGACUUAGAAAGUUUAAACACAGUUGAUUAA